UUUUUCACGCUUUUGUCUAGUCCAGAGGUUUCAAAAUGACAUCCAAACAAGAGAUCAUGAGUGACCAGAGGUUUAGACGGGUUACAAAGGACCCAAGAUUUUGGGAAAUGCCAGAAAAGGAUAAAAAAGUCAAAAUUGACAAGAGAUUUCGAGCCAUGUUUCAUGACAAAAAGUUCAAGUUGAACUAUGCUGUGGAUAAAAGAGGGCGCCCCAUCAACCACAGUACUACAGAGGACUUGAAACGCUACUAUGACCUUUCAGAUUCUGAUUCAGAUCUCUCUGAUGAAGAUAGCAAAGCCCAGAACCAAGAAAAAAUGAAGAAGAAAAAAACUCAGGCUAAAACAGGAAUAGAUUCAAAGAGUCUGGUUGAGGAGAAAAAGAAAUACUUGAAGAAAAUUAAUGAAAAGAAUUCUGAAAGUAAAAAUGUAUUACAUAAUUCUGAAACAAUUCAGAAAGCAAAAAUAUCCUUUAAAUCUAAGAAGGAUAGCAAAGAAUUUGUACAGAAAGGUACAAAAGAGAAAAGAAGCAUUGUUCAACAUAGUACAGACUACCUUCCUAAAGGAAAACUGAAGAUAAUUGACUCGAACAUCACUGAAAUAUUGAAAUCACCCUGCCCCAAGACAGGGAAAGAAAUGCAAUCAGUGGUUGCACUCACAAUGGCAGGAAAUGAUUAUGAAAACUCAACAGAUGAAGAGUCUCUGAAGGAACAUUCAGAAAGUGCUAGUGAAAUAGAUGAUGAGGAAUCUGAAGAUGUUGGUAGAGCUUCAGAUGAUGGUGAUGAUGAAGUUGAGGAGGAUGAAAAUGAGGAUGGUGAAGAUGAUGAAAGUGACAGUGGCCCUGAUCUUGCUCGGGGUAAAGGCAAUAUAGAAACUAGUUCUGAAGAUGAAGAAGAUGAAGAUUUACUUCCAGAGCAAUCCAGUUUUGAGCAUGCUUGGAGAGAAUUAGAUAAAGAUGCCCCUCGGGCUGAUGAGAUCACACAUCGAUUAGCAGUUUGCAACAUGGACUGGGAUAGAUUAAAGGCAAAAGAUUUGUUGGCACUGUUCAAUUCAUUUAAACCUAAAGGAGGUGUUAUAUUUUCUGUAAAGAUUUAUCCAUCGGAGUUUGGAAAGGAGAGGAUGAAAGAAGAACAAGUUCAAGGACCAGUAGAAUUAUUAAGUAUUCCUGAAGAUGCCCCUGAAAAGGACUGGACAUCUAGGGAAAAAUUGAGAGAUUAUCAAUUCAAACGACUGAAGUACUAUUAUGCAGUAGUAGACUGUGAUUCUCCUGAAACAGCCAGUAAAAUUUAUGAGGAUUGUGAUGGCCUGGAAUUUGAAAGUAGUUGUUCCUUCAUAGAUCUAAGGUUUAUACCAGAUGAUACUACUUUUGAUGAUGAGCCCAAGGACGUAGCCUCAGAAGUGGAUUUAACAGCAUAUAAACCAAAAUAUUUCACAUCUGCUGCAAUGGGAACAUCAACGGUGGAGAUUACUUGGGAUGAAACAGAUCAUGAAAGAAUUACAAUGCUUAACAGGAAGUUUAAAAAGGAAGAGCUUUUGGACAUGGAUUUUCAAGCCUAUUUAGCUUCCUCUAGUGAAGAUGAAGAGAAGAUAGAGGAGGAGCUACAAGGUGAUGACAGAGUCACUGUAAAAGAAGAUGGGAAAGCAAAGAAAAACCAGAAGGAUGAUGAAGAACAAAUUGCCAAAUAUAGGCAACUUUUGCAUGUUAUUAAAGAAAAAGAAAAGAAAGGCAAAGAAAAUGAUAUGGAAAUGGAAAUUAAGUGGGUUCCAGGUCUUAAAGAAUGCGCAGAAGAGAUGGUCAAAAACAAAGCUCUUGCUAAAGAGACCAGUGAAGAUGAUGAACUGCCCUCCGAUGUGGAUAUGAGUGACCCAUACUUUGCUGAGGAAGUUAAAAAAAUUGGUAUAAAGAAAAAAUCAGUGGAAUCUGCAAAAGGUGGCACAUCUCCAGAGGAAGAAACUGAAAUAGAAAGACAAAAGGCUGAAAUGGCUUUGCUGAUGAUGGAUGAGGAAGAGGAGGACAGCAGGAAGCACUUCAAUUACAAGAUGAUAGUGGAGCACCAGAAUCUGAGCAAAAAGAAGAAAAAACAGCUCAUGAAAAAGAAGGAAUUAUUAGAGGAUGAUUUUGAGGUAAAUGUUAAGGAUAUACGGUUUCAGGCAAUGUAUACUUCCCACUUAUUUAAUUUGGAUCCCUCAGAUCCUAAUUUCAAGAAAACAAAAGCUAUGGAAAAGAUCCUUGAGGAGAAAGUCCGGCAAAGAGAACAAAAAGAACAAGAAUUUACUCAGACAAUAAAGAAAAAAGAGAGUGAGAUUCAAAAGGAAUCACAAAAGAAGUCUAUUGAUCCUUCCUUGUCAAUGCUGAUUAAAUCUAUAAAAACUAAAACAGAGCAAUUUCAAGCAAGAAAAAAGCAAAAAGUCAAAUAA
Messenger RNA from Orycteropus afer afer, 2414 nucleotides. It is a transcript of the gene ESF1, whose product is annotated as ESF1 nucleolar pre-rRNA processing protein homolog. Gene Ontology annotation, cellular component: nucleus. NCBI's taxonomy places the organism in Eukaryota, Metazoa, Chordata, Mammalia, Tubulidentata, Orycteropodidae. Gene Ontology annotation, molecular function: RNA binding. Gene Ontology annotation, biological process: rRNA processing. The record is from RefSeq and is a predicted model, not a curated record.